AUGUUGUGGUUGCGAGGUGAUUUUCUCAGUGGGACCUUACAGGAUGCUUUCUUGGCGAGUGAGCAUCACUCUGCAGCCGACAUUUGCCGGGCUGCUCAUGGGCGCUUCGCUCAGAAGCUGAUGAAAGACUUAUUUACCAACUGCACCAAUGCUCUGCGGCCGGUGGAGGACACCGACUACAUCAUCAAUGUCACAUUACAGGCCACUCUCUCCCAGAUCAUUGACAUGGAUGAGCGGAACCAGAUCCUGACCACCUACCUGUGGGUCCGCCAGGUAUGGAUGGAUGCCUUUCUCACAUGGAAGAAGGAGGACUAUGAUGGCCUUGACACCAUCCGCAUACCCAGCAGCUACGUUUGGAGACCUGAUAUUGUUCUGUAUAACAGUGCAGAUGAUGAGUUCUCCAGCUCCAUGGAGACCAAUGUUGUUCUCCGUAACGAUGGCCAAGUCAUGUGGGACCAGCCAGCCAUCACCAAAAGCUCCUGCUCUGUUGAUGUGGCCUUCUUCCCCUUCGAUGUGCAGCAGUGUGACCUAACCUUUGGCUCCUGGACUCACAACGGAAACCAGAUGGAUUUGUUCAACGCCGACUUGGCCGACUUUGUCCCCAAUGUGGAGUGGGAGGUUCUGGGAAUGCCAGCCAAGAAAAAUGUCAUCUUGUAUGGCUGCUGCUCAGAGCCAUACCCAGACAUUACCUUUUCCCUCCACCUGAAGAGGCGGGCCUCCUUCUACAUCUUCAACCUCCUCAUUCCUUGCAUGAUGAUCUCCUUUCUGGCUCCGCUGGGCUUUUACCUGCCAGCGGAUUCAGGUGAAAAGGUUUCUCUGGGUGUCACAGUGCUGCUGGCCCUCACCGUGUUUCAGCUGCUCGUAGCUGAGAGCAUGCCACCCUCUGAGAGCAUCCCGCUUAUAGGAAAGUACUACAUUGCCACCAUGACCAUGGUCACUGCAUCAACAGCGCUCACCAUCUUCAUCAUGAACAUCCACCACUGUGGCGGGGAGGCUCGUCCCGUGCCUGAAUGGGCCGAGCGCUUCAUCCUCAAGUACCUCGCUCGCAUCUGCUUCGUGUACGAGGUGGGUGAGAACUGCCUCGGUGGAGCCAGGAAAGAACCUUUAUCACAGGAGGGGUCUGACAGCCCAUCAGCCAAUGGAGGCAGCACCAAAGGAGCAAAUUGGGAUGUCAAUGGGAAGGCGUGGGGAGGAAAGGUGGAGGUGGAGCCUCUGAAGGUGGAGCAGGAAGUAACCAACCAGACAGACUGGAAAGAGGAUCUGUUUGUGACCAUUGACCACUCACAGGAGAAAGGAGCUGCUGGAGUGCGAGGGGAGGAAUCAAACUGUGGUGUUGAGGGAGGAGGUGGAGCUGGGGGGAACAGGAGGGAGAUCUUGGUGAGGUGUUUAUGCCAACACCAGGAACUGGGCAAGAAUGUUGAAUACAUUGCCAACUCCUACCAGGACCAGCGAGCAGCACAGCUGCGCAUCGGCGAGUGGAGGAAGGUCGCCAAGGUCAUGGAUCGCUUCUUCAUGUGGCUCUUCUUCAUCAUGGUCUUCUUCAUGAGCAUCCUCAUCCUGGGAAAGUCCGUCUGAUGGAGCUUAGCCUAAGAAUUCAUGA
Molecule: messenger RNA, 1600 nt
Organism: Oreochromis aureus
Lineage: Eukaryota; Metazoa; Chordata; Actinopteri; Cichliformes; Cichlidae
Product: neuronal acetylcholine receptor subunit alpha-10-like
Exons: 7
Coding region: 1-1575 (524 amino acids)
Biological process (GO): signal transduction; nervous system process; chemical synaptic transmission
Cellular component (GO): synapse; neuron projection; postsynaptic membrane
Molecular function (GO): transmembrane signaling receptor activity; acetylcholine-gated monoatomic cation-selective channel activity
Source: RefSeq, a predicted model, not a curated record